GGAUGCAACCUAAGGUGAUAAGAUCACUGAAGAAAGCCAUGCAACCAGCUGUGACAGAUGUUCAAAUUUCUGUCUCUGCUUCCAACAAUAUAACAGUAAAUGUAGUUCCAAAAGAAAGGCUUCCACCUAUUUUUAUUGGUGAAUGUCUCAUUGUAUAUGCAAUUCUUCAUGACAAGUCACCAUCCUCUUCACCUCAAGAAGGAAAAAUACUCCUUACUGGUGAUUUACUUGGAGCUAAAGUAGAGCAUAACAUGAAGUUUCCAAUCAAACCAGCAGUGAAAAAAGAGACUGCUUCCCAAGUGUCAACUAUUCACCACCUUGCAGCCAAGAAGUUGAUAAAAGAAUUGGAGUUGGAUGGUGGAAAAAAGGCAGAGAUAAUCCAGCUAAGUUGUGACUCCAAUGUUAUAUCAUCACAAACUGCAUUUAUUGCCAUUGAUCAAGAUAGAAAACAAGCAGUUAAAGGAAGUUUGCACAGUUGGGAUUUAAUGCCUCAGGAGGAGGAACAGUUCAUGAGUUCGAUGACUUUACAGUCCAACUAG
Molecule: messenger RNA, 539 nt
Organism: Xenia sp. Carnegie-2017
Lineage: Eukaryota; Metazoa; Cnidaria; Anthozoa; Malacalcyonacea; Xeniidae
Exons: 2
Coding region: 3-539 (178 amino acids)
Source: RefSeq, a predicted model, not a curated record